Penicillium antarcticum is the source of this 1782-nucleotide messenger RNA. RefSeq names its product hexokinase family protein. The annotation marks the transcript as partial. The transcript is spliced from 2 exons. NCBI's taxonomy places the organism in Eukaryota, Fungi, Ascomycota, Eurotiomycetes, Eurotiales, Aspergillaceae. Gene Ontology annotation, biological process: intracellular glucose homeostasis; glucose 6-phosphate metabolic process; glycolytic process. The record is from RefSeq and is a predicted model, not a curated record. Gene Ontology annotation, cellular component: cytosol; mitochondrion. Gene Ontology annotation, molecular function: ATP binding; D-glucose binding; fructokinase activity.
GCGUCUUGGCAUAUUUUCGUCAGCAAGCGUCUUUUUUUCAACAUCCAAAGCCAUAAUCUGGCCACCAAAGCAACUUUUCCAAGUAUUUCGGGCCAUUAUCAGAUCAAUAUGGCUACAUCAACUGUGGAACAACCUGCAGCAGUAAAGCCAAAUCUGAAAGAGUUCCUGCAACCCCUCCAGGUUGGCAUCGAAACCUUGUAUGACUUGUCCUGUCGACUAUCAACAUCAUAUACGAAUCUGGCCAUGGAAUCUACUGAACAUUUCAUUCCAACACCCAUUACUCGUCUUCCAACAGGUCAUGAAACUGGACGCUACCUCGGUGUUUAUGUUGGUCUCUCUUAUCUGCGAGUGGCCUUUAUUGAUCUCUUGGGAGAUAAACAAGUCGAAGGACAUGCUCGCGUCCGACGAACAUUAGAAAAGGCUUGGCCUAUUGAAGAUCAUUUACGAAAAGACCAUUCUCUGGACUUGUUCACCUGGAUUGGUGACUGUAUUGCCGAAGUCGUGGCCGAUCGGCUUGCCAAUCCGAAUGAAGAAAGUCUUGACCAAAUAACGACGGGUAUUUCCCUUUGUCUACCAAUAAAACAAAACACUCUCGAUGAAGCUAUCUUGAUGCCAACUGGCAAAGGCUUUUCUCUAAGCUCAGACCUCAACCUCCGUCAAGCACUACUAAAUGGAUACGAGCGCCACACGUAUUCCUCUCAUGGAGAUGUUGAACCGAUGCCUGCAAAGCGACGCAGGUUAUUUUCUCUGCCUAAAUUAAAAAUCGCUGUCAUGAUCAAUGAUACGACCGCAACCCUUGCAUCAUUGGCAUAUUCGAUCCCUUCGUUGCCCAAUACCCGUGUUGUCAUGGGACUUAUUGUAGGCGCGGGAUGCAAUGCCACUGCUCCAAUGAAGAUUUCUGAUCUUCACGAAUCAAAAACCCAAAAUAUUCGAGAGAAAUACCCUGACGCAAAGGAGACACUCAUUUCUACUGAGUGGACUCUCUCAACGGCGGCAGCUCCCUUUGAUGAGCUGCGCAUUCGAAAUAAAUGGGACCAUGAAUUGGACCAGCAUUGCAAACGGCCGGGUUUCCAGCCGCUAGAGUAUAUGGUUGGAGGUGGGUAUACUGGCGAGUUGGUUCGGAUCAUUUGCUAUGAUUACUUCCACAGAGUCCUGGGAAUAGAGGACUCAAUACUACCAGUGAAGCUUAUUGAGCCAUAUUCCAUUUCAACAGAAUUCCUCUCUCUGAUUGUUGCCGCUUCAAUAACCGAUGAAUCAUUGGCAGAUAAGCUUUCUCAAAAGCUUCAGCUACCACCUGAAAGCAAUUGGAGAUGGACACCAGAAUACGCUCGUGACAUCCGCACCAUCGCAUCGGCUGUACACGACCGAGCCGCUUCAUUAGUUGCAGCCGCCGUUGUUGGUCUUCUCGAUUGCAUCAAAGAAGUGAAAUUGUGCAAAGACCCCAGCGAAAUACUGAUGAAAUCGGAAUCUCAAGAUAGCAAACAAACAGGCUCAGGCUCGCCCGGUUGGAACAGUGGCCCGGAAGAACUCGCCGUGGCAUUUUCUGGUGGAGUGAUUCAACAUUAUCCUCAUUACAAAGAAAACGUGCAGCGAUAUAUCGACCGUCUCAUUAUUCGCGCGGGUCCACAAGCAGGCGGAAAGAGUGUGUUCUUGCGCGAAGCCAGCGAUGGUGGAAUCAUUGGUACUGGCGUGCUGGCGGGAACUGCCUCUGGGGAGAUUGGCGAAAUAAAGGUUACAGAUGGCUCUCCGUGGCCUCUGCUGUCUCCUAUGCGGAAAGACAUG